AGCCAAUAAGUUAACGAAGAGUAUCUUUGAAGUCCUCUAUAUAAGAGAAGCCCUCUCUUCAAAUGUAAGCAAAAAAAUCAGAAGGAGCUAAACUUCUCUGAAUGGUUCAACUUUUUUUUAUUCUCUUUUUGCUUUCCAUGGCCGAUCAGGAUUUAGGUGUUAUACUCAGAAAAGCAAAAAUGUACCAAGAGUACAUGCAGAUUGUUCCUAUCCCCGCAAGGAAGGCCUCUGUGAUUCCUUUUAACUCAUGGAUAGGGUUGGCUACAUCAAUCAAGGGGUUAUAUGGGCAACCCCUGCACUACCUGACCAACCUCUCCAUAAAAAAGUGGGAUAGCUUGAGGACUGGGGCUAGCGAUGAAGAGGUUCCAUUGGAUAUACUCAUUGAUCCAGCUAAAGCUGAAGCAGGCAUUUGGCUUAUAGAAGAAAUGCAUAGAAAAACUACAUCUCCUUAUUUCAUUGCUAGGCUCUGGCAUGCUGAUCCUAUGUAUCAUGCUAAUAUUUGUGCAAUUUUACCAGAUUUGAAAGAUCCAUCCAAAUAGAUUCGUCUGCAAAUACCAAUCCAUCUUAUAUAUGGAUUUGGUCUAGAAUCUUGAAUUUCUAAUUUAUUUCUAUGUAAUACCUAUCUACACAUAAGCAUCAUUAAAACUAUGUACGUUUU
Solanum pennellii is the source of this 658-nucleotide messenger RNA. RefSeq names its product protein RDM1-like. Lineage: Eukaryota; Viridiplantae; Streptophyta; Magnoliopsida; Solanales; Solanaceae. Bases 102 to 539 code for a protein of 145 amino acids. The transcript is spliced from 2 exons. The record is from RefSeq and is a predicted model, not a curated record. Gene Ontology annotation, cellular component: RNA polymerase V complex; nucleus.